Molecule: messenger RNA, 765 nt
Organism: Oryza brachyantha (malo sina)
Lineage: Eukaryota; Viridiplantae; Streptophyta; Magnoliopsida; Poales; Poaceae
Product: protein HAIKU1
Exons: 2
Coding region: 1-765 (254 amino acids)
Source: RefSeq, a predicted model, not a curated record
AUGGAUCGCAACACCAACCCGCAUCUCGGCGUCAACAAGCUCGGCCGCAACAUCCUCCAGCAGCUCACCGCCGGCACCCCCUCCACCCCGCCGCCGCAGCACCACCAGCCCCCUCACCGCCCUCUGCCGCCGCAGCACCAGCAGCCCAAGCCGCCCUCUAUGCGCCUCCAGAAGAUCCGCCCGCCCCCCAUCUCCACCCCCGUCGCGCGCCCCCCGCCCGUUCACAACCACCAGAUCCCCAACCCUAACCACAACCCCGCCUUUCACCGUCCGCCGCCCAUGCCCAUGCCCAUGCCCGGCCCCCCUUCCUGGUCCGACUCCCCGGUCUCCGCCUACAUGCGCAUCCUCGAGAACUCGCUCUUCAGCGCCACCCCACCAGGCGCCGCUGCUGCCGCCGCCGCUGCUGCUGCGGCAGCGGUUGGAGCUGCAGCGGCUGCGGGACAGGCGCCUCCUCCGCACCAUCCUCACCCGCCGCCACCGCCGCCGGUGCCGUCGCCAGGGAUACUCCCCUCGCCGAGCGGCUUUCUCAACCUGCUCUCGCCUACGCCCAGGUCGCCGUACCCGCUACUGUCGCCGGGCUUCCAGCACGCAGGACCACUCACGCCCAACUUCCCCGCGCUUUCGCCACUGCCAGGCACAGGGAUCCUUGGUCCAGGCCCCAUGGCUCCUCCCUCGCCUAGCUUCUGGUUCCCACAGUCGCCAUCAGGACUGCUCUCGCCUUCGGGCUUCUUGCCAAUUCUGAGCCCACGGUGGAGAGAGAUGUAG